Messenger RNA from Rattus norvegicus (Norway rat), 1504 nucleotides. RefSeq names its product phosphatidylinositol glycan anchor biosynthesis, class Y (gene Pigy). The record is from RefSeq and is marked validated. NCBI's taxonomy places the organism in Eukaryota, Metazoa, Chordata, Mammalia, Rodentia, Muridae.
ACGGUCACAGCCAGGCGCAGCCGGGACCCGGACAUUUACAGGCCAGUGAAUGUAAGGAAUCCUUUAGCCAGCGCUGCGAGGGACACGUGUGUUGUCUGCAGUCGCUGGUAACCGCUUCGUGUGGUGGUGGAUUGGAUCAGAACGAGGCUGAGGAGCCGUCACCCUCAGCCUGGGACCGCUGAAGUUUUUGUGUGCUCUUGGGAAGCAUGCCUGGAUGAAAGAGGAGUCCAGAGAAAGGGAAGAUAAGACAGGAGUGCACCAGCACAAGAACAUAACUUUGAAAACAACCGAGUUUUCUUGAACUGUAUACCUUCAGAAGGGAGGAGGAUGAUCCUGUCUCUGCCCACCCUGACUGUCCUCAUCCCGCUCAUCUCCCUGGCGGGCCUGUUCUACUCCGCCUCUGUGGAAGAAAACUUCCCAGAGGGCUGUACCAGCGCCAGCAGCCUGUGCUUCUACAGUUUGCUUCUGCCGGUCACCGUACCGGUGUACGUGUUCUUCCACCUGUGGACUUGGAUGGGCCUGAAGCUCUUCAGACAUAACUAGGGUAGCUGAGGCCCCGCUUGUGCACGGGGCAAGAGGCUCCUGGUUGUUGGGUUCUGCCCUCAGGUGUUGCAGAUUCUCCUGUUAGUGCUGUAGCUGAAAAACACUUACAAUAAAUAUGUCCCAAGGGAGAGGAACAUGACCGGUCUUCAUCCGAAGACUGUUUUUUCUAAGAUUUAUUCUUAAUUAUGUGGAUAUGAGUGUGGGUCCCCAAAGAGGCCACACGAGGGUUGGAGGUACGAGCAACUGUAAGACUGCCGGAGCUUUACUCAGAUCCUCUGCAAGGGCAAGCAAGUUCAUGUCCUUAACCCCUGAGCAUCUCUCCACCUGCCUGUUUCCUCCCUUCCCUUAGUUCUGGCUAACCUCAAACUGUGAGAGGCAGACCUUGACCUCCUUACCUUCCUGUCUCUACCUCCUGAGUGCUGAAGUUAUAGGCAAGCAUUGCCGCAUGUGUUUAUGUGGUCUGGCAGAACCCAGGUCGUGAACGCUAAGUCGGCACUCUGCCAGCCAACCACCCUGAGGACUGUGUUGUUGUUGUUGUUGUUUUGAGUCCAUUCAUUUAAAAGUCCGUCAUUUGGAAGCCGAGCAGUGGUGGCACUCACCUUUACUCCCAGCACUCGGGAGACAGAGGUGGAUCUCUUGAGUUUGGGCCAGCACAACGAGACUGUAAAAAUAAUAAUUUGGGAUUUUGUUUCAGCUUCAAGGUCAGUGGUGAGGUGUUGGAUCUGCUGAGACAAGGGUUUCAGAUGGUUGGGAACUACUGUGUGGGUGCUGAAGAAAAUCCAGUGCUCAGGGAUGACUCCUUUGAGGAGCUGAGUGGUCCGUAGGUUGGUGGCUCACAACUGCCUGUAUUUCCAGUUCCAGAGGCUCUGACUCCCUCUGCUGGACUCUGGGUACCUGCACACCUGUGACAUGUCUAUUCAUUCACACACAUUAAUAAAUUUAUUUUUAAGAGGGAAAAAAA